AUGAAUUGUACAUGUUCUGUGGCUGGCUGACUUCAACCCUGCAUAUAUCUCUAUGUAUACAGUGUUCUCCCCAGAUUUUUUUAUGGGGUAGGUUGUCCUUUGCCCCCGGGCACCUCUCUAGCAGCUCGGCGUCCUCCACCAGCAGCUGCUUCUUCACGAGGGUGAGCGAGAUUCGGUAGACGGUCUUCCUCUGAGCAGUGUUCCGCUCCAUCUGCAGUACAAUGCUUUCAUCACUAAGACCAGCGAUAUGUAGAACACUCUGCAGAUUUACCAGCUGUUCCAUUGCGGAGACGAGGAGGUACCAGCACACCGUAACUUCAUCAGAAGCACAGAGUGAAAGAGCUGUCCACAUACCAGUAAUGGUUAAUGAAGUCAUCAGCUGUUUGUGCCCAAAAGAAGGACAGACUAUAUUGGAUAUGACUUUUGGGGCAGGAGGUCACACCACAUCAAUUCUGAAGCAGGCUCCUAAUAUUAAAGUAUUAGCGCUAGAUAGAGAUCCUGCUGCGUAUUCAAUAGCCCAACAUUUGUCCUACUGCGACGGUUAUCAGAUACAGCCAUUGUUGGGAAGAUUCAGUGAAUGUGAGAACCUUCUGCUCUCUGUGGGAGUUGAACCUGGAACACUAGAUGGAGUUCUGAUCGAUGCUGGUUGUUCCUCCAUGCAGUUUGACACACCAGAACGAGGUUUUUCGCUUAGCAAAGAUGGUCCAUUAGACAUGAGAAUGGAUCAUGACAGGUAUCCUGACAUGCCCACCGCUGCUGAUGUUGUGAAUGCUUUAGAUCAACAGGCACUUGCGUCUAUCCUGAAAACAUACGGGGAGGAGAAACACGCCAAGAAAAUAGCUUCAGCUAUCGUACAAGCACGUAGCAUAUACCCCAUCACCAGGACUCAGCAGCUCGCCAGCAUUGUUGCAGGUGUUUCUAUGUAUUAUCGUAAGGACCUUCUCCAGCGCCCAGCACACGUGGCAACGAAAACAUUUCAAGCCCUCCGGAUCUUUGUGAAUGAUGAACUGAAUGAGCUGUACACUGGUCUCCAAACAGCUCAGAAGUUUUUGAGAACGGGAGGGAGACUCGUCGCCGUUUCUUUUCAUUCUUUAGAAGACCGAAUAGUUAAGAGAUUUCUGCAUGGAAUUGAUAUGGCAGAAAAGCCAAAUCUAAGCGUUAGGUACAAGAUUAGACAAGGACAAACUGAAUUUAGAGAACUAGACGUAGACGACGAUGAUGAUUGUGAAAUUCCACAAUCUAGUUUAACCUGGAACGUUGUACAACGAAAAGUUGUUACACCCAAGUAUGAUGAUGUCCUUGAAAAUCCCCGGGGAAGGUCUGCAAAGCUGAGAUCUGCUAUAAAACUGUGAUACUGCAGUACUAUUUUUUUUUUUUUUUUUUGCACAACUAACUAAUGCUGCAUUCAGAUCGCAAAUGCCGGAUCCUACCCGGUAAGAGAAACGUGUACUUACCGGGUGGGAUCCGGCAUUUGCGCUCCGUUGCUGGCUUUCCGACCCGGCAAUAUACCGGGUCGGUUGCCAUAGCAGCGGAGGGCGCAGCAGGGGCGGGGGUGGAGGCGGCGCCGGGAGAUGAGCUCAUCUCCUGCGCCGCCUCUGCCUAUGCUGUGAAUGGGAGCCGUGUCGCAUCGGAACGGCUCCCAUUCACACUGCGCCUGACCCGGUAAUCAACCCGGUAAUAACCCUUCUUUUUUACCGGGUUGAAUUACCGGGUCGGGCGACCCGCUAAUUCUGAAAAGGACCUUUCACAUCGCACACUGACCCGUUUCGACACGGCAAUAUGCCGUGUCGAUACCGGGUUUUUAGUGCGAUGUGAAAGGGGUAUAAAAAAGCUAGGAAUAAUGUAAUUCAGCCAACAUGAAUUAUUAUUAUUUUUUUUAUUUCCAAAGUCACAAAUAUAGUGUGCAAUUACUUAUGUACAACAUUAAAGUGCUGUGGAUUUGGUGCUAAAUAAAGACUCCCCAUUGGAGCCAAAAUUAUUGAUUAAAGAAAAAAAAAAUAUUCUACCAGUUUUUACAAAAUUCUUGUCCUUGUACUAUUUUAAUAUAUCAAUGUGUGGUUCUGUUAGAUAUGGUGAUAGCUGUACAUAAUUUUCUUAAACAGCGAGUAUAGUACAGUGCAAUUGCCAAUACUUUAGCCUGCUACUAGUUCCUUUGGUAGGUCCAGGUCAUAGGUAUUUAGAUUGGCUGAAUUAUUGUUGUUAUUAUUAUCUAUACAUAUAAUAAAACUGUAAGGGUUGUCCCUGUACUUAAAAAAAAUUUUGGAAAUAUACUAGGGACUAUGAACUAUGGAGAUGAAAAAAGUUUUGGGUGUAAUUUUUGUUUGUUCAUUUGCAUCACACAAAAACUACUGGAUGAAUUUAGAUCUUGUUUUCUCUAUUGUAUAGCUUAAUGACCGACAAAGAAACUAAGGUAUGUAUGAUCUCGAUGUGACAUUAAGGAGGGGAGCAAUAAAGGAAAGACCAGGCUCCUCAAGUUAAAAAUUACUGUAUAUAAAUAUGUAUAUAUAACAUAUACAUAUAUACUGCUAAAAAAAAAUAAAGGGAACACUAAAAUAACACAUCCUAGAUCUGAAUGAAUGAAAUAUUCUUAUUAAAUACUUUUUUCUUUUCAUAGUUGAAUGUGCUGACAACAAAAUCACACAAAAAUUAUCAAUGGAAAUCAAAUUUAUUAACCCAUGGAGGUCUGGAUUUGGAGUCACACUCAAAAUUAAAGUGGAAAAACACAGUACAGGCUGAUCCAACUUUGAUGUAAUGUCCUUAAAACAAGUCAAAAUGAGGCUCUGUAAUGUGUGUGGCCUCCACGUGCCUGUAUGACCUCCCUACAAUGCCUGGGCAUGCUCCUGAUGAGGUGGCGGAUGGUCUCCUGAGGGAUCUCCUUCCAGACCUGGACUAAAGCAUCCGCCAACUCCUGGACAGUCUGUGGUGCAACGUGGCAUUGGUGGAUGGAGCGAGACAUGAUGUCCCAGAUGUGCUCAAUUGGAUUCAGGUCUGGGGAACGGGCGGGCCAGUCCAUAGCAUCAAUGCCUUCGUCUUGCAGGAACUGCUGACACACUCCAGCCACAUGAGGUCUAGCAUUGUCUUGCAUUAGGAGGAACCCAGGGCCAACCGCACCAGCAUAUGGUUUCACAUGGGGUCUGAGGAUCUCAUCUCAGUACCUAAUGGCAGUCAGGCUACCUCUGGCGAGCACAUGGUGGGCUGUGCGUCCCCCCAAAGAAAUGCCACCCCACACCAUUACUGACCCACUGCCAAACCGGUCAUGCUGAAGGAUGUUGCAGGCAGCAAAAUGUUCCCUUGGCGUCUCCAGACUCUCUCACGUCUGUCACAUGUGCUCAGUGAGAACCUGCUUUCAUCUGUGAAGAGCACAGGGCGCCAGUGGCGAAUUUGCCAAUCUUGGUGUUCUCUGGCAAAUGCCAAACGUCCUGCACGGUGUUGGGCUGUAAGCACAACCCCCACCUGUGGACGUCGGGCCCUCAUACCAACCUCAUGGAGUCCGUUUCUGAUCGUUUGAGUAGACACAUGCAUAUUUGUGGCUUGCUGGAGGUCAUUUUGCAGGGCUCUGGCAGUGCUCCUCCUGUUCCUCCUUGCACAAAGGCGGAGGUAGCGGUCCUGCUGCUGGGUUGUUGCCCUCCUACGGCCUCCUCCACGUCUCCUGAUGUACUGGCCUGUCUCCUGGUAGCGCCUCCAUGCUCUGGACACUACGCUGACAGACACCGCAAACCUUCUUGCCACAGCUCGCAUUGAUGUGCCAUCCUGGAUGAGCGGCACUACCUGAGCCACUUGUGUGGGUUGUAGACUCUGUCUCAUGCUACCACUAGAGUGAAAGCACCGCCAGCUUUCAAAAGUGACCAAAACAUCAGCCAGAAAGCAUAGGAGCUGAGAAGUGGUCUGUGGUCACCACCUGCAGAACAACUCCUUUAUUGGGGGUGUCUUGCUAAUUGCCUAUAAUUCCCACCUGUUGUCUAUUCCAUGUGCACAACAGCAUGUGAAAUUGAUUGUCAAUCAGUGUUGCUUCCUAAGUGGACAGUUUGAUUUCACAGAAGUGUGAUUGACUUGGCGUUACAUUGUGUUGUUUAAGUGUUCCC
Molecule: messenger RNA, 4082 nt
Organism: Pseudophryne corroboree (corroboree frog)
Lineage: Eukaryota; Metazoa; Chordata; Amphibia; Anura; Myobatrachidae
Gene: METTL15
Product: methyltransferase 15, mitochondrial 12S rRNA N4-cytidine
Exons: 6
Coding region: 222-1352 (376 amino acids)
Biological process (GO): rRNA base methylation
Molecular function (GO): rRNA (cytosine-N4-)-methyltransferase activity
Source: RefSeq, a predicted model, not a curated record